Erythranthe guttata (spotted monkey flower) is the source of this 2093-nucleotide messenger RNA. The record is from RefSeq and is a predicted model, not a curated record. NCBI's taxonomy places the organism in Eukaryota, Viridiplantae, Streptophyta, Magnoliopsida, Lamiales, Phrymaceae.
UGACGUGGUUAGGAUAUGCUCCUCCAGUGGGUGCUUUCAGGGGUUCACGACUCUAUGCGACUGUUUUGACCGACUUAAUAAAAAAUAACGAGAUUACUGAUGUCAGCACGGAGCAGUGUGUUCAGCAGCACACCAGAGGUUUACUAUUAAUGCUACUUGGGGGGGUUAUGUGUCCUGACACAACUUCAAAUUCUUUUCCAUUAAUGUAUCUCCGUCAUUUUGAAGAUCUUGGUGCCGUGCGUACAUUUAGUUGGGGUAGUGCAGUUCUAGGGUACUUGUAUCGUGAGUUAUGCACUGGAGCUAUAUUGAAGAAAGUUGUGGAUCGAGACGGCAUUGCUGAGUUAGAGAAAAGAAAAGUGAACAUGGGUGGUGCACUUACAUUGCUACAGGUAAUAUGUCUUUCUACACUUUUAAAAUAUAAAUAAAUAGUUGAUUAUACUUGGAUUUUUAAUAUUUUUUAUAUUUAAUAAUUAGUGUUGGGCAUGGUCGAGGAUACCUUUACUCGCUCCGACAAUACAUCCAGCAGUAGCAGAUGAUGAUGAUUUUUUUCCCCAUCCUCCUUAUGGUGCACGGUAAACAUUUUAUGUACUUAUAAUUUAUUAAUAUGCAACUUAAAAUAUUGAUUUAGCAAAAUUUCAUACAAUAUUACAGUUGGAUUGGACCCGCUAGUUACGCUCGGUCCUCGCGAAACAAUAUACGUGUUUAUCGUACGACCCUCGAUCGGAUGCUCUGGCAUCAGUUUAUAUGGAUGCCUUAUAGUGAGCUCGAUCCCGAGUUUGGCGCUUUGCUUGAGCAUCCUGAGAUAGUGCAUCCACAGCUUUGGAUGUCGAGUUGUCCUCUUAUAUUUUACGACAGAGUUGAGAUGUGUCGUCCUGAUAGGGUACUGCGCCAGUUUGGGAGGAUACAGCAUAUUCCUCCACAUCCUACUGAUCACGAUAUUGAGAUAAAGUUGCAUUCUUAUGAUCGUCGAGGUGCUGUGGGGAGAGAUUGGGCUAUUUUUCACAAUAUCUAUGUUGAUAGAUGGCAUGCUCGACUCGAUUCUUUCACUGACUAUCCAUUUAUUGAGAUUAGUGGACCUCAGACGGACCCAGGAUACUACGAUUGGUAUGACAGGCACACGCGUCGUUUGAUAUCGCCGGUUGACAAUCUUGAUGAUAUUGGUUUUCAGAUCGGAGACCCGAUUUUACUGGAUCUAGUGGGUAAUCAGCUUAUAUCCAUGAGUCUUGCUGCUAGGGCUGUGUCUCGAGAUGACGAUCGGAUUUAUGAUCGGUAUCAGGACAAUGCUACACGGAUGUAUGCAGCUGGGACUCAACUUUUGCGUAGAGAUACUGAUUCUUCCAACAUACCUCCUAUUCCUCCUAUACCUUCUCAGACACAAGGUAGACGUACCAGAAGACGCUCUGGCACUGCCGAAUUGGAGGAUGACGUGAGACAGACGAGAGAGGGGAACUAUUAUGCAUCUACGUCUCGGGUACCUCCUGCUGAAGAUGUUGUCGGUCCAUUGGCUUCACAUACCCCUUUUUAUGGACAUGUUCCUAUGCAUGGAGGUAUGGAUGAUUUAUCUGGUACACAUGGAUUUAUGGAUAUGUUCGGUGCGUCUACAUCUCAGGUACCUACAUAUAGAGAUUUAUUUGGUCCAUCUACGACUGAUUAUGUUCCAGAUAUUCCAUGGUCCAAUUCUCUAGCUACCCCAUAUCCUCCUGCUAUUGAUACUCAGUUCACUUCAUGGGGUCCACAUUUGGAGCUUAACUUGGGAUACUCAAAUCCCCAAGAGCGGGCUCGACCACAGUAUAAUGUUUCUCCUGUUCCAUAUCCAGCGGACGACACCGAGUUUGUUGAUGACGUACCAGUAGAGCGUGACGUUCGUCGAGAUGGUAGGCAGCGGAGGACUAGACGACCACCUGCAUGUGGGACUGGUGGACAUAGGCAGUGACUUUUUAUGACCUUUUAUUUUGUAGAACUUUUUUUUAUUGUGUUGAUAAUAUUUAUUUUGUAUGACUAUUUUAUUUGGUAAAACUUCUUUUAUUUAUUGUUUAUGUAUUCUUGUAUUGCGUGAAUUAGAUAAUUGAGAAUUUUAAAUGCUCAUAAAUACA